GAAAACCCCUUGCCGACGACCCUCACAACGAAGAGCGUCAAAAUGGCGGCCUCCUGCUAUGGAACAUUUGGCCUGUGGAAACAUCAAUAUUCUUCAUAUCAAAACGAAGGAUUUUCAAGACCAGACUCAGAAAUGGUGUGGGUGACUCAAAGAUAUAAUCCACUUGGUUUGUUAUUUAUCAUUAACAUACUACGUAUUGUAAUAAUUGUAACAUGCUUUUUAACCUUUGACUUUGACGGAAAUGAUGGAUAUAAUAUUAUUAAGAAGUUUUGGCCAUGCCUUGCCUUGCAUGAGGUUGAGUUUACCCUAGUUCAGGGGUCGGUUGGCUCUUUGAGGGAACAGAUAGGUUGCAUGCUGCUCCCAAAAUAUUUUCUUAACAGAUAUAAUAUAUAUAAUUUAUAUAUAAUUAUAUAACUUAUAAAAACAUUCUCCUAACUCAAAGGAUAUUGUUGCCAACCACUGCUCUAGCUAUUAAUCAUUAUAUACAAUUACAAAAAUAAAUAAAUAUGAAAUUAAUUUUAAUAUUACCAACCAUGGUCAUAUAAAUAAAUUAAAAUUUGAAUUCACAUUUCAAUUUUAAUAUAUAUAUAUAUAUACUUAUUUAUAUAUAAUUUUAAUAUAUAUAUAUAAUAUACUGAUAUACUAUUGAUAUUAAUAUCCCCCAUAUCCACUAAUAUCACACACAUAAUUAUAUAUGGUGCUAGAUGGCUAAAUGUUUUAAAAUAAGUGAAUCUUGAGCUUUAAUUUCCACAAUACCCACCAAAGACCCAGUCAAGCUAAAUAUCACAAGCAACACGAGUGGUUAAGACCCAUUAAGUUUGGAUGGCAACUUAUCUAAGUGAAGAAAAACUCUGAAUUAAAACUGUAAGCAGAUAUUAUGGACACAAUGAAAAAUGUUGACAAAUUCUGUGACACUACUGAUGUCAAGUCGUAUCAUCCACACAUGAGUUCCCUUGGGUUAUACAGGUGCACGUAGAGAGUCGAUUUGAUGUCUAGGGAACCAGUUUAUACUCCUAAAAAGAAAAAUCCCAGGCAUUGUGAUUUCAUCCACACAAUCGUCACAUUGUGAUGGACGGAUGCCAGAAAAAAAUAUGUAUAAAUGUUUGUGUGAGUGCUUAACUUAUUUAUUUAUUUUAUUAAAAUCAGAUGAGCGUGUGAGAGCCCCUGUUCCCCGCCAUAAACUUUUUGUGCCACGUACCACUCCACUGCCUGAAUCAGAAAGAUACUGGAUUCCUAAAAGUACCACUUCUCCAACAACUUUUGGGAAUGCUCACAGAUCAAAUUUUAUGUUUGUCUCCCACCCAGGUUUGUUAAAAUUGGCUAUGAAAAAAAUAACAUUUAAAAAAAAAAAACAAAGAAAGUGAAAUUCCAUACUAUUUUUUAAAUAUUUGUUAAAAAACUUAUACUAUUAAUAUUUUAGUGGCAAAAUAAAGCAGCUCGUUUUCUGUGGCUUACUUAAAUGUUUAGAUAAUUUUGUUCUAAAACAAUGUAUUAAUUUUAAAAAAAAUUGUUACUACUAGCAGAGAAUGUUAUAAUUUUACUGAUAAUAAUUUAUGAGGGAAAAUUUUUAGGUGAAAUUCCUUUCUUGUCACCUUUGUAAUUAAUGAAUUAAGAAUUGUAAAUUAAUCAUAUUCCUUUAUUACUCUGCUAGCCACAAGGUGUGAAGAUUAUUCAACUUUACGCCAAAUGCUUCCGACUUACAGUAACAUUGUAAGAGUGGAUCAGGCCAAGUGGGGAGUUUCUGGUAGUAUGACUGAAAGGCAAACAGCCAGAAUGCCAUUACGAUUCCCUCAUGUGAAUGGCUGCUUUACAAAGUAAGUGGGGGAUGGCUGAUAUUAGCUAUUAAAAUAUAACAUACUCUGUUGCAUGGCUUACAUAAGAAAAUGUUUUAUCUUUUACUGAUUUAAUUGAUCAUUUGUGGAGCAGGGAGGAGGUGAGGGAUACUUUAACUGGCAAUGGGUAAAAUUUGAAAGGCUCUAAGUCUAAGGAAAGAUGGACAACAAAUUUUCAAUUAACCGUGAAUAAUUUCCAUUUAAUCAUUACAUCUCACAGCAGCCCAUGCAUGACACACUGUUGUGUUAGUUUUUGAAUUCUGCAUCUAUUACUUGCACUAGCUAUACAGUGAUGAGUCCAUGGGAGUCAACUGGAGAGACUGUUACAUUUUAUGAAUUACAUUAACAGCUGCUUACAGGGGAGGAUUUUUUAGUAUAAGGAUUCUACAUUUUUUAAUAUUAUAAUUUUUAAAAAUCAUCUAUGAACAACCUCGAAACUGAUUUCUGCAUUUCAAUUCAUCCCUGCAUUAAACUGCCUAUGUAAGUCUUUUUUUAUUUGUUAAGCUAUUUAUGCAUUAGAUUAGCUUAAUUAUUCACGUUUUACUUGAUAUUUUUAGUUUAAUAUCUUUCCAUCUGCAGAUUUAUUGAUGAAGGAAACAGAAUACACCAAGGAUUUAAGCUCUGCUAGCUAUGAAAUAAACAUCUGAAAAUGGAAUUCUCCAUCUUGCCCCCCCCAAAAAACCAACAAAAAAAAAAAAAAAAAAAUUAAAGGUAAUUU
Lymnaea stagnalis (great pond snail) is the source of this 2550-nucleotide messenger RNA. Lineage: Eukaryota; Metazoa; Mollusca; Gastropoda; Lymnaeidae. The record is from the annotation of a GenBank genome assembly.